Messenger RNA from Herpailurus yagouaroundi (jaguarundi), 1542 nucleotides. It is a transcript of the gene PRR19, whose product is annotated as proline rich 19. The record is from RefSeq and is a predicted model, not a curated record. NCBI's taxonomy places the organism in Eukaryota, Metazoa, Chordata, Mammalia, Carnivora, Felidae. The coding region runs from base 300 to 1469 and encodes 389 amino acids. The transcript is spliced from 3 exons.
AUUCCUGGAUCCCUUGAGGGGGUGGCUCGUACGCACCUGGCUAGGUGGGGACGCUCCCAUUUUCUAUUGAUGUGGGUAGAAAAAAAGAUAGCAAAAUGUGAAAAAUAGAGCCUCCGUUGUAAGGAGACAUCCUAAGAGAGAGCCAGGACUUAAGUGAUCCUAUCUGCUCGCAGGCCUCCCCUGCUCAAAAAUACCAGUUUUUGUGGCAUAAAAUCUAAACUACACAUCUUUGCAUUAUAAACAUCACAGGCCCUGCAAAGAGGGCAGAAGAAGGUACAGAAAGAAAAAGGAAAUUAGAGAUGCUGCAAGGCCCAGGUCCAGCCUGGCACCCCUCCCACCCAGCUCAUCUUGCAGAUCUGUGGCCUCUGUUCCUCUCUCUAAACCCACAGAACAUUAUGGACCCCCGGGGGCCAGGCCCCCAGCCUUUCCAGCGGCCUGAGAAAUCUGGUCGUGUCCGUCGUCGGAAGACAAGGCGGGAGCGUAACGAGGCCCUGAUGGGCAGCCGCCGGCCAUUGACCCAUCAGGAUCCUCCUGUGACCAGUCAGGAUCCACCUGUGGCCCCUACUGUUCCCAAGGUCGUGGUCAUAACGCAGGGCCGGCUGAGCCGGGAGCACCGGGGUCUCUUUAAUCAUGAGGUGAAAUCUCUGGAUGUGGCACGGCUGCUUAGCAGUGGGUCCCUGGAGCCCGGCACCCCUUCACUCCCCAUCAAACGCUUCUCAAGCCCAAGCUGGGCCCAAGAACCAGCUCCCCAGUCAAGGGGCAAGGAGAACCAGGUGCCUAGAGGCUCAGGCCCAGGCCCACCCAGUCCCCCAGAGCUCCCUGGCUUGGGGCAGCUGCUGGAGGAGCUGCAGUGCCAGUUGAUUCUGCCACAGGCCUUCCCCAGGAGGAACCUAGUGCAGGAGGCCAGGGAUGCCAUCGUGGGCACUUUACAGGCCUGCCAUGGCUGCGUGCCUGACCUUACCCUGGUGCUCCGUGACUGCCAGCCACCCUUACCAGGGACCAAGCCUGGGGGCCCUGAAAGACGAAGGAUGACACCCUCCUGGAUCAACAGCCCAGAGCAGGCCCCAGGGGAGAGGAGGCAGAGGAGGCAACAGAGGACAAAGGAGCUCACUUUCUCCAUGCCUCACACCUCCAGCACUCCCCUGGUGCACAGGGUGAGCCUGGUGCCACCAAAAGGUCCCUGGCCACCGCCUUUGCCCUUGUUGCCUUCGCCAUCUGGGGCAGCCUGGGGCCCCCCAACAGCCUUUGACCUACUGAAAAGCAUCUGGCUGGUUGCCACACCUCCCCCUCCCCGGCCCUGGGGGGUCGGCCCACAGCAACCCCUGCCUCAGCCACCAUCACCCUUGUUGCCCCGAAUCUCUGCCCUGGAUUGGAGCCCCAGCCCUCCUGCCCCACUGCCCAGUCUCUCCUGGGUGGUGGCCCAGAGCAGCCCAGAGGCCUGGUCCUUUCCACCUAUGAGACUGUACUGAGGGGACUGAGGCUGGGCUAGGGGCAGGAAACCCGCACUCCUGAUCACUUCAAUAAAGUACCUUCUUCAUGGUC